Molecule: messenger RNA, 1671 nt
Organism: Olea europaea var. sylvestris
Lineage: Eukaryota; Viridiplantae; Streptophyta; Magnoliopsida; Lamiales; Oleaceae
Exons: 6
Coding region: 1-1671 (556 amino acids)
Molecular function (GO): nucleic acid binding; zinc ion binding
Source: RefSeq, a predicted model, not a curated record
AUGCACUUUGUAGAAGGGUUUGUAAUUGAUGUAAAGCUGGCAUGUAGACAUGAUGUUGUUGUAGAAGCACUCAGUCAAAUUUUGUUAUAUUUUGUUUUAGUUGUGGUGGUAUUAGUGGAAGUGGUGGUUUCUAAAACUUUUGGUAAGUCAUGCAUGGUAGAGGCAGAACUCGCAGGCACCAAAAUCCAGUAUCUCAAGCUCAUAAUACUCCUAAAGAAAGACAUGUUGGAGGGAGAUAACUCUGUAGAGAGAGCGAUGAAACUUGGAGCAAAAUUUUUUAUGGGUACAUCUAAUCCAGCCGAUGCUGAACUUUGGAUGAAGACUUUGGAAAGCACAUUUGAUGUGAUAGAAUGCUCAGAGGAUAAAAAAUUACGCAUUGCUGUAUUUUUAUUGAAGGGGGGAGCUGCUGAUUGGUGGAUUUCGUUCCGAAGUCAGUAUCCAGAUCCAAGUAUCAUCACCUGGACCAUUUUCAAGAAAUCUUUCUUUGAGACAUAUUAUCCACCAUUUUAUCGUGAUGCAAAACAAAAUGAAUUUUUAAGAUUGGUGCAGGGGUCUAUGCUUGAGAUCAAAGUUCGGCCUAUGGUUACUGCUCAUGGGCAUCAAAAUUUUGGUUUAUUGCUUGAGGCGGCAUUGAGGGUUGAGAUAGCUAUUCAUGAAGGAAGUAAUCAAGGAGUACAGAGAAUUCAAGGAGCGAGGCAGAGUGAGGCUUCUGAUUAUCGGAGCUUUCCACAGUGCCAGUCUUGUGGGAAGUUUCAUCCAGGCGAGUGUCUUCGAGGGGUUGGAGUUUGUUAUCAAUGUGGUCAGAUGGGACACAUAAGGAAAGAUUAUCCAGCUAGAUCUCAGCAGAUUGGAGCAUCUCAGAUAGUAUCUCCACAGCCAGGGAUCCGUAUGACUAGACAGAACAGGGAUCAAAGAACUCCAUCAGCAGGGUCGAUGGGGGCCACACAAUCUAAUGCUGCUAGGGGUAGUGCUUCUAGACAAGGAGUCCAGGCAGGUCGAUCCAGGACUCAGGGCAAGGUGUUUACUAUGACACAGCAGGAGGCAGAGGAGUCACCAGAUGUGGUAGUGGGUAUGUUAUCUAUUUUUGGUAGAAAUGCUUGUUCUUUAAUUGAUUUGGGUGCUACGUAUUCCUUUAUUUCUCACACACUUGCUAGCACACUUGCUAGCUAUGCUAAUCAAAUGUCAGAGUCUUUAGAUAAUGAAUUGGUAGUAAUGACUCCAGUAGGGGACUCACUUUUAGCAGAUCGUAUAUAUAAAGAUUGUGGGAUUAGAGUGAACUAUCAUGAGUUGAAAGCAGAUUUAAUUCCUCUUGACAUUCAUGAUUUUGAUGUUAUUUUGGGGAUGGAUUUUCUAUCUAAUCACCGUGCUUCAAUUGAUUGUUUUCGUAAGGAAGUGGUAUUUAGAAGCCCAGGGGAGCUUGAAAUUGUUCUCACUGGAGAGCGCAGAAUUUUGCCAUCUUGUGUAAUAUUUGUCCUGGAUGCUCACAGAAUGCUCAAAAAGGGUUGUGAUGCAUAUUUGACCCAUGUAAUUGAUACUCAGAUUACAAAGCGGGCUAUUGAUGAUAUAUCAGUUGCACCUUACAGAAUGGCUCCAGCAGAGCUAAAGGAAUUGAAAGUUCAGUUGCAGGAUUUAGUUGAUAAGGGUUUCAUUAGACCCAGUGUAUCUCCAUAG